AUGCCCCUCGUCCCAGCGUUCUCACCCUUUGUUUGUGCUCUCGCCAUGGCUUCAGAGGUCAUGGUCUCCAUCUCCGAGACUCCGGACGAUGCAGCAUCAUCCGUUGUCGGGCCGAACUCAAGCCCAUCGGCCCACCCAGCGCAGGCAGGCGCGCCGGGGCAAGAUGCGGGCGCCAAGGCAGCCCAAAGCAGCGCUGCGUCGCCAAAGUCGGACCGACGCCGCUCUUUUACCCGCCUCUCUUUUCGGCGCAAUUCGCUUGUGACCUCACCCACGAAAACCAUCAUGGUGGACCGCAACCCCACCGCUUCUCGCUCCCGCUCUGCAACCACCAGCGUGGCCUGCCGUUCUGUGGCUCAAUCCCUCGACGCCAACCUCAGUCCCCCACAGUCGCGGCGUAGGCGCAGCAGUUUGCGAAGCCGCCGCUCUUCGGUUGGUGAUGGCGGCAAUGGCAAGGGCUUCCCUGAAAACCUUUUCACCAACCGCCAUCAAGCCGCGAAGAGCAAAACGCUGGCCGUCUCACAAGGUCCGCUGAUCGACACGGAGCUGCGGCCGGAAGAGAGUCGCGUUAGCCCCAGUCCUGCCAUCGAAGAACGCAUUCUUCCUUCCUCCAGCAAUGGUGCUUUGACAACCGCCAGCACGUCCAACGGCUCAAACCGUCGCCCCAGCCUCGAUCCCCUGCGCAGCUCGCCCUUGCGCGAUGGACCCCGAACCGGCUCCCUUCGAUUAACGCCACGCGAGUCACCGAAUCUGCGCCAACAGCAACAAAAACGAGCCAAAAUUCGGUAUCGCGCAGUUGUUGGUCGUUGGAUCCGAUCAAAAUCAACCACUCAGGAAAACGUUGAGCUGGAGGAACUUUGUCAACUCCUCUCUGGCCUAGGCAUUGCUGAUAGUCACGUGCAGACCGUGUUGCGUGAUGUCCUCUUUCCCACUUCGACCGCCGAUGUCGAAGCAGGGACGCCCCCCGUGCCCUUGGCAGUCACGGCAGUAGCUCAACUGCUCAUGGACCACGAGGAGGCCAUCAUGACCCACUCUCGUCGCUUUAGCGAGGACGCCGAUGCAACCAGUCUGGCGGGCGAAUCUAUGUUUGACUUUCAAGGGGACAGUUCUCAUAGCUUGUUGGAGGCCCAACCGGACUUGGCCGAUGCCCGCCGCAUGGUCAAAAUGCUCAAACACGAGAAAAUGGCCACCGAGUUGGCGCACUCCAAUCGCUUGGCGACCCUGAACCGAGAGGUCGAGGCGCUCAAGCUUCGCAAUGCCGAUCUGGAGGCCAAGUUGGAAAUAGCAUCGCAAGCCGGGGCUGAUCCGUUUGCAGUCGACACUGAUCUGAGCGAGAAUCCAGUUUGCACAGCAUCGACAAACACAGACAAGGGCUCACCCAAGCGCAAGCUACCCGUGCGGCGUGGUUCACAGACCUCGCAUCGGCGUCUCUCCAGCCAGUCCACCAGCGAAGGCACAUACUUUAUCAACAUGAUUCCUCUUCCUCCCAAUCCAACAACCGUGCCUGAGGGACCAGUGACGGUGGAGCGGGCCACGUCAAGCACACAGACUGUUGGCGACUUGUCGGAAGCCAUGGGCGCCAUGGAUGCGCUCAGCCAAGACAUACUGCUGGACUUUGCCUCUUCUGCCAACACAAGCGGUGACGUGCUGGAUCGCCUCAGAGCAGCGCACGAGCAGCUCGUGGCCAUGCAAAGCAACGAGGCAGAGUUGGAGCAGCUACAGGACGUUCAUCUACAUGCAGGGUUGAGUCACGUUUCCAAGAUUGUGCGUCAGCAUCCCCGGUUACGCGCAGCUCUCCUGGCAAGUCAGCAACAUAUCCAUACCCUCAAGGAGCAAGUGACGGACCUCAAGCAGGCACUUGACAUGCAACGUCAGACAGCAAAGAGCUCCAUUCAAGUUCUUGAGCAUGGUCUGACCAGCGAGGCAAACGAAAAGUGGUCCAUCCUCAAGUCGCACAUUGACACGCAAAGCGAGGCGCUUGCUUCUCUGAUUGAGAGCACGGCCAGUAUCAAGGCCAAACUUAAUGCAACUCGUGCACGCAACAAAGAAAUGAGUCUGGAGCUCGAGCGGUUUCAAAACAUGACGGAUGUGGAUGUGGACAUGCUGCUGCUGGCACGUCAGCAUUACAUGGAGCUCUGCCGUAAGGGCAUGGUGGUUCUGCAGCAGUUUAAUAGCGUGGCCACCACCUUGGUCUCUGGCAGCUCAAGUGACGUCCAAGUGCCGGUCACAGCGCUGCGCCGCAUUCUGAAAGGCAUCUUUGAAUUUGAGCAACUUUUGGUGCAAAUGCACGUGGAUGAGGCGGACGCUGAAUUGGAAGCGCGACCGACAAUGACGGAGGCUGAAGCCGUGCCCGACAAACUUGAAGGAAUGCCGACACCAUCGGCCAUCCCUGCGCAUCUGGUCAGCCGUGAUUCAGCGUCGCUGUUCAACGCAGAAGCAGAGGAUGCAGACGGUCCUGGCCGAGCCCGCAACCAGAGCAUUUACAGCUUGGCCCAGUCCCCAUCACCGUCGCGGGCCAUCAUGUUUGCUGCGGCACGCUCAAGCCACGAAAACCUUGUUGCUGAUGUAGCAAAUUGCCAGCGCACGACCACCCCAUCCCGGCGCUCCUCGGCAGGCGAUGACUGCGGUGACAGGCUCAUUGCUUUGCAAUAUAACCAGAAGCGGCAACCAUCUUUUCACGAGCGCUUGCACAUGCCGUCCAACUCGGACGAGGGCACCACUGGGGCUGUGGCAGAGGCAGCUGGCUCAGUACCGGGCCGCCGGCGAAGCUCGGACUUGGAAAGUCGGUCAGAUUGGGUUUCCCCCGUACCCAUGGCCAUGUCUUCCAGCGAUCUCGGCUCGCGGCCUAGCACACGCCAUACUUCACGUCGUGGGUCACGGUCAUUUAUGGACAGCACCCCGCGGCGCAAGCGCUCUUCCAUCGGCGUUCACUUCAUGGAUGAUGAUCUGGAUGAGUUUAGCGAUCAUUUCAAGCUUCUCCAAAGCCUUGGUGGCUCUUCAUCGCGCCCCAUCUGGAGUCAGUUGGAGCCGCUUAUUGCGGAGAGCGAUGGUCGGCCGUCCGUGGAUCUGGAUUUGAUGGCGAGCCAGGACAAUGCGAAUGGAAAUGAUCACAACGCCAAGACGCUGGAUACGCCAGACUUCGCGGAUGGCACGGUUGUGAAUGCGUCACAGCUUGAUGAUGGACUCCCUUUUAAUAUUCUCACGGCUGAGGAUGCCUUGCGCAUGGUGGAUGAAACACGCCUCGGCAUUGCGCCGCGCAAGGAGCAUGCACCCAGCUCUGUACAUGAGCAGGUUCUGGCCACUCUGGAUGACAGUGAGUGCCUGGACAUGACGGGCAUCACGGUCGAGGAGCUACGCGAGCUAACGGACACCGUCACUGUUUGA
This is a messenger RNA of Monosiga brevicollis MX1, 3381 nucleotides long. RefSeq lists its product as uncharacterized. The transcript has 14 exons. The coding region runs from base 1 to 3381 and encodes 1126 amino acids. The record is from RefSeq and is a predicted model, not a curated record. Lineage: Eukaryota; Choanoflagellata; Craspedida; Salpingoecidae.